UUUCCUAAACUUAUCUUGAUUUGAUGGUGGUGGCCAAUCCGCAGGCUGUUCUAAUUUUUCCGGCGGCGGAUCAGCAGGCACUGGCAGCAGUUGAUAGGCCGGCAUCAUCGUGGUCUGUCAUCACCCAACUUUGGAUGAUGAGAAUAAUCGUACGACGGACCCAUCUUGUUUUCUACCAUUUUUCUCUUCUAACACGUAAUUAGAGAGAUAAAAGAGAGGGAAAUGGCUACAAGGGGGAGAUUUCGCUACCAUUUCUGUUCUGUUAACAAGAAGGUUGAAGCAGAUGAUGUUUAGGCUGUCAUAAAUCGUGUUGCCGAUCAAACUUCAUGGAUUUAUCGAGAUCAAGCUUCUUCACGGUGAGCGAACGGAUCUGUGCGGCAUUUAUACCACUCAUUGGCGUUGUAGAGGCCUUGAUUCUGGCGAUGGCUAGGUGCUUCGAUUGCCGCCCUGAGAGUGACAAGGGUCGCCGCCACCGCUUCAGCGAUCUUUCCCAGCUUGCUAGUGAGACCAGAUUUUCUACCAAUGAAGUGGAAGCGUUGUAUGAGCUUUACAAGAAGUUGAGUAGUUCGAUAAUUGAUGAUGGGUUGAUUCACAAGGAGGAGCUUCAGUUGGCACUUCUCAGAAGUCCGUAUGGCGAGAACCUCUUUCUGGACCGGGUUUUUGAUCUUUUUGAUGAAAAGAAAAAUGGAGUGAUUGAAUUUGAUGAAUUUGUCCAUGCUCUCAGCGUCUUCCAUCCCCAUGCACCUAUGGAGGAGAAGAUUGACGCUGCAUUUAAGAUGUAUGACUUGAGGCAAACCGGGUUUAUCGAGCGUGAAGAAGUUAAGCAAAUGCUUGUUGCAAUCUUAAUGGAAUCUGAUACAAGAUUAUCAGAUGAACUUCUCGAAGCAAUCCUCGACAAGACAUUUGCCGAGGCUGAUGCUGAUAAGGAUGGAAAAAUCAGCAAGGAAGAAUGGAAGGCCUUUGUUAGCAAACAUCCGUCUCUGUUAAAGAACAUGACUCUUCCUUAUUUGAAAGAUAUAACAACAGCAUUUCCCAGUUUUGUUUUCAACUCCGAGGUUGAAGAUUAGAGAUUUCACCACAUUGAUGUUCAAGCGAGCCACUUUGAUUGUAAAAUGGAAGUCACUGGACUGUGCUUAUGAGAAUGUCUUAGUUUGUGGCGGGCUAAUAUCGAAAGCAGGAUCGGUUAGAAGAAGCAUCCAUUCAUCGGUUCGAAGAAAGAUCGAUGAGGAGGUAUUUCUCCAGUGAUUCCAUCUUAUGGAUGAUCCAGAUUAAGUAUAGUAGUCAUCUUUUCCUGGCUUUGUAGAGUAUUCUUGGCGGCAGCAGCAUUGUUAUUUCUUUUCAUGGGAAAUGGUUCAUUUUCUGGAACAGCAACACUAAGCAGAAGUGAUUUGUCUGCAUUUGAAUGCACUUCUGAUUUGACAUUGACA
Momordica charantia (bitter melon) is the source of this 1427-nucleotide messenger RNA. RefSeq names its product calcineurin B-like protein 10 (gene CBL10). NCBI's taxonomy places the organism in Eukaryota, Viridiplantae, Streptophyta, Magnoliopsida, Cucurbitales, Cucurbitaceae. Gene Ontology annotation, molecular function: calcium ion binding; kinase binding. The record is from RefSeq and is a predicted model, not a curated record. Gene Ontology annotation, biological process: calcium-mediated signaling.